Molecule: messenger RNA, 2973 nt
Organism: Panthera uncia (snow leopard)
Lineage: Eukaryota; Metazoa; Chordata; Mammalia; Carnivora; Felidae
Gene: SETD6
Product: SET domain containing 6, protein lysine methyltransferase
Exons: 8
Coding region: 67-1503 (478 amino acids)
Biological process (GO): peptidyl-lysine monomethylation
Cellular component (GO): nucleus
Molecular function (GO): protein binding; protein-lysine N-methyltransferase activity
Source: RefSeq, a predicted model, not a curated record
CCUUUUCCCGAACGCCGGAAGCGCUAGCGCGGAGCUUCUGAGCGGCAGGGCCGCGCGCCCUCCGCCAUGGCGACCAGGGCAAAGCGCCGGCGGGUGGCGGGGCCUGUGGGAGGCGACGCGGACCCGGACCCGGACCCUGUGGCCGGCUUCCUGAGCUGGUGCCGGCGGGUGGGGCUGGAGCUGAGUCCCAAGGUGGCGGUGAGCCGGCAGGGCACGGUGGCCGGCUACGGCAUGGUGGCCCGGGAGAGCGUGCAGCCCGGGGAGCUGCUGUUUGCCGUGCCGCGGGCCGCGCUCCUGUCGCAGCACACCUGCUCCAUCGGCGGCCUGCUGGAGCAAGGUGGGUGCGCCGGCGGGGUGCGACCGGGAGGCGCGCCGCGGGGCCGCGCCGGUGCUCUCACCUCUGUGUCUCUCUCAGAGCGAGGCGCGCUGCAGAGCCAGUCGGGCUGGGUGCCGCUGCUGCUGGCGCUGCUGCACGAGCUGCAGGCCCCGGCCUCGCCCUGGAGCCCUUACUUUGCGAUGUGGCCGGAGCUAGGCCGCUUGGAGCACCCGAUGUUCUGGCCUGAGGAGGAGCGCCGGCGAUUGCUGCAGGGCACGGGCGUACCCGAGGCGGUGGAGAAGGACUUGGCCAACAUCCGCAGCGAAUACUAUUCCAUCGUAUUGCCGUUCAUGGAAGCCCACCCGGAUCUUUUCAGCCCCAGGGUUCGCUCCCUGGAACUCUACCACCAGCUCGUGGCUCUUGUGAUGGCGUACAGCUUUCAGGAACCACUGGAGGAAGAGGAGGAUGAAAAGGAGCCAAACUCCCCUUUGAUGGUGCCUGCUGCAGACAUACUAAACCACUUAGCCAAUCAUAAUGCCAAUCUAGAAUACUCUCCAAAUUGUCUUCGGAUGGUGGCCACUCAGCCCAUUCCUAAAGGCCAUGAAAUUUUCAACACUUAUGGACAAAUGGCUAAUUGGCAACUCAUUCAUAUGUAUGGUUUUGUUGAACCAUAUCCCGACAACACGGAUGACACAGCUGACAUUCAGAUGGUGACAGUUCGUGAAGCAGCAUUACUGGGAACAAAAGUUGAAGCUGAAAGGCUCCUACUGUAUGAACGCUGGGAUUUCUUAUGCAAACUGGAGAUGGUAGGGGAAGAGGGAGCCUUUGUAAUUGGGUGGGAGGAGGUGCUCACUGAAGAGGAACUGACCACCACACUCAAGGUACUAUGCAUGCCUGCUGAGGAGUUCAGAGAGUUUAAAGACCAGGAUGGAUGGGGAGAUGAUAAAAGGGAAGAGGAGAGCUUGACAGUCACAAAUAUCCCCAGGCUGAAAGCAUCAUGGAGACAGCUGCUUCGGGACAGUGUUUUGUUGACCCUGCAAACCUAUGCCACAGACUUAAAAUCUGAACAAGAUUUACUAAGUAACAAGGAGGUCUACACCAAACUCAGCUCGAGGGAACAGCAGGCCUUGCAGGUUCGCUAUGGUCAGAAGAUGAUCUUACACCAGUUGUUGGAACUGACAAGUUAGCAGGUUCCCUGUUGCCUGAAAGACCAUCCACAAGAACUUUAUUCUAAGCUCGCAUUCAUUGAUGCUUGAAAAAAAGGAAAAUCUGGGUCUUUUGCUUUUCCUUUAAUAAAUACCAACAGGAAAAGUAACAAAGGUGGUGUGCUAGGGGUAACUGAGAUAAGGGUGACCUGUUUAAGGACUGGGUACAGCAGACUUGCAGAUUGCUGUUACUAAGAUCAGUGAAUUUUAUAGCUGUUUUGUUCUCAGUCUGAACCAAAGGUUAGAAGAAAUGUGAUAGUAAUAGGUUCCUAUUGUAGUCUAGCAUUUAAUAACAACGUGGACUUUGAAGGUAGACCUGGGUCUGUUUUGAGCAAGCAUCCCCCCACUCCAAGACUUCAUUUUCUGUUAGAGGGUAUGAUAUGGCACUGGCACUCAACAACUACUGUACUUCCUCAGGAGCCUGAAGUUUCCUCUACAUGGCACAGCCCACCGGUAAGGGAAGAAACCCUAAGCCACCAAUGACAUUCAAGCCCCAUUAAGAUUUCUGCUGUUGAGUCUUGAACUUUUUGUCCUCUGUGGCCAUAAAACUUGAGUUAAGGUAUAUUUUAUUUUAAAUAGUGUAAAUUUUAAAAACUUUUUAAAACGAGUAGGUAUAUGUGAUAUAUUAUCAAAACUCCAUGGGGACAAAGGGUAUGAAAAAUGUUUUGUAAUUAUUUAACCAUAGAAACCUGAUCCAAUGAUUUUUCUACUGCUGAAACACUACAAAAUUCACUUCCUUGCUUGUUUAAAGAUGCCAGAUUCAUGUAAAUGAUCUACCAUGCAGCAAGAAGUGAUGUUUCCCAUUGGCAACAGGCUCUGCGAGGCUGGGUUGUCCACUUUCCUCACCACCAGCACUGGCUGCUGCUACUACUGAGAAAGGCACAGUGGAGUCAUGUGUGUGUCAUGACUUUAAUGUUUUGACUACAGUAUGCAUACACAUACAAGUAAUGGGAGCUAGAGCCCAGGAACUAGAAAGGCUACAAAAUACAACACGUGGACCAAUACAUUUACAAAACAUUCAAAAUGCUUACAAAAGGGGCUGUAUUGGUCCUUUUGACUUUGUUGUUGUUCAACAUAGCCUAUAUAGGGCUAUUUACUGGGAUAAUGGGGAAGGGCAAUUCAUACACUAUUAGUUCCCUUUCCCACAAUUUACAAGGAUCAGAAGAACGAAAGGGGCACUUUUAGGCCUGGUCCGGUUUUACGUUAUAAAAAGAGCUGACUGCAUCUUGCAGGGCCUAAGGGGGCAGGUUCUCCAGUAGAAAUGAGAAAAUGAUGCUCUCCCAGCAGUCAGCUUUAGAUUUGGGGAAGAGGCAAAACAAAAACCCAUGGGAUCUCAAUUGUGAGCUCUUCCCAUGUCCCCUAAGCAUACCAAAUAGUAGCACGUACACAUUUUUAACAACUUGGUGAUUUUCAAGGUCCCCUGUCCACAUUAAAAAAAUAAGUUACACAAUA